GGAAUAAGCAUGACAAUUGGCAACGUUGCAGUUGAGCAUUGCAAUAGAAACUUCCACGUCCCGUCCAUUGGCAUUGUGUCUACUCUGUCACUGUCCUCGAUUCUUUGUGUAUUAUAUAACGGCACACUGCACAGUAAUACAGACAUUACGGAAUGCUUGAAAUGCAUAAAGUUAGUUUUUGAACUGGUGAGUAAUAGGUGAAAUCAAUAAAAAAUUGAAAAAUGCAAUGUUUGUGGGUGAUAUUAUAGUGACAGGUUAGGUUCCGCCAGGUCUGUCGACUUUUAAGGGUGAGGGGUAUAUUUGAUUUUAUUAUUUUUACCUCAAGUUUUUGCUAAUACACUCUGAUACAUUGAUAUUUCCGUAAAUGAAACAUGAUUUACCAACGAGUUUGUGGAGUUUUCAAUCCAAUCUAUUCAGCUGUGCAAACUAGGAAUAUACAAACAACUGUUGUGGUUCCACUGAUACAGAAGUGGAGAAAAGACAGAGGACUUCCUAUGAACCCCUACCAUGCUGGGGAUCUUCUAGGUAAAGCUGAUUACAGUUUUGUGGAUGGUAGACCCACUCCCUACACAGUUGGCCAAGCUAAGAGAAUCAUGAGAGACCGAGAAAAUUUGAAGCAGAUCAUAGAAUUGUCAGCAGAAAUAGAUUUCGCUGUGGACAGACAUCAACAGUUGUUAGCAGCUGAAGAGAAUAGGGUACAGCAGAUUCUUGGGAAUAAGUUGAAGCCCAAAGGGUUGAAUUUGUUGAAAUCCAAGUGAAUUGGCAUUGUGGUUCAGGAUUAUGAACAAUCAAGGUUGUGUACAUAACCAGAGAUUUAUGAAUGUGAUGGGGUUGUUUGGGGAUGUCCACUAUCAUUUACAAAACAUUCAUAAAUAAAUCAUUUUAAUAGCUUACAAGCAUUGUGAAUAGUAAAAAGAGUGAGUAGAUUGAUAGAGCAGAACAGAGUUCAGUAAUCUUUGAUACAAUCCUUCAUAUCCAUGUGUAUUGUAAUCAAACAUUUCAUAGAUAUUGUGUAGUCAAUAUGUGAAAUAAAUAAAAGAAGAAAACAGAGAAGUGCUCACAUAAAUAUGAGUUUUGUUGCCUUAUAGAAAUCUUCAAAAUGAUUGUUCAAGUAUUGUCUAAAAGAUGGCACUGAGGGCAGCAUUUUGAGUCAAGGAUUAUAGGACUACUUUGGUUCACUGUACAGGGUUAUCCAGAAAAAACAAAUGAUAUGCUGAAGUUGAAUGCCCCAAUGAGGCCCUUAUUAGAAGUUUUACAGGGUGAUCCCUAAAAGCUUGACAAACCACAUAUUGAUUUUUCAAAAUGGAACAUUCUGUUUUUUUUUUAUAUUUUUCAUGUGCAAUAAUCAAGCUACACCAUUUCAUGAUUUCACCAAUUAUAAAGUUUUUUCCAUUUUUUCUUUC
Phaedon cochleariae (mustard beetle) is the source of this 1403-nucleotide messenger RNA. Lineage: Eukaryota; Metazoa; Arthropoda; Insecta; Coleoptera; Chrysomelidae. The record is from the annotation of a GenBank genome assembly.